Molecule: messenger RNA, 597 nt
Organism: Pneumocystis murina B123
Lineage: Eukaryota; Fungi; Ascomycota; Pneumocystomycetes; Pneumocystales; Pneumocystaceae
Exons: 1
Coding region: 1-597 (198 amino acids)
Biological process (GO): intracellular protein transport; retrograde vesicle-mediated transport, Golgi to endoplasmic reticulum; Golgi organization
Cellular component (GO): COG complex
Source: RefSeq, a predicted model, not a curated record
AUGCAAAGUAAUACAAACGAAACCAAUCCUUCUCUUUCAUCUUUAUCAUAUUUACCAUCAAUUUACAUUAAUUCAUUCCUCUCAUCUACUAUAUCGUUAGAAGAGGCAAAAAAUAUAACAACAAGUCUUCUUUCAUCUCUUGAAUUUGAGUCCAGAUCCACCAUUAAUCAGCUGCAAGAAAUAGUAAAUGAAAUUAUUCAACAAUUACCACAAUUGAGUUAUGAUAUUGAACUUUUACAUAACGAUAUAGUAGUUCUUUUAGAAAUAUUGAAUAAAAAAAAAGAAUAUGCAGAAACCUUAAAGAAAGGAACAGAAAAUCAUGUUAUUGAUAAUUUUUUACAUCUUGAUCUUAUAAAGAAAAGAAUUGAAGCAACUCAUUUAAUUCUAAAAGAAGCAAAAGAGUGGAAAAAUAUAGAAACAAAAAAAAAACAUAUUGAACUAUUGAUAAAGAAUAAAAAAUUUCAGGAAGCACAAAAUAUUGUUAAUAAAUUAAAGCGUCUUGUAAAAGUAUGGAAAGAAACUAAUGAAUAUAAUGAAAGAUUGGAUAUGAUUAAGGUUUUGGAGCAAAAAAUACCAGACUUCACAGAAAAAACAUGA